This is a messenger RNA of Trichosurus vulpecula (common brushtail), 2378 nucleotides long. It is a transcript of the gene IRF8, whose product is annotated as interferon regulatory factor 8. The coding region runs from base 1 to 1281 and encodes 426 amino acids. Gene Ontology annotation, biological process: immune system process; regulation of transcription by RNA polymerase II. Gene Ontology annotation, cellular component: nucleus. The transcript has 8 exons. Gene Ontology annotation, molecular function: DNA-binding transcription factor activity, RNA polymerase II-specific; RNA polymerase II cis-regulatory region sequence-specific DNA binding; protein binding. The record is from RefSeq and is a predicted model, not a curated record. NCBI's taxonomy places the organism in Eukaryota, Metazoa, Chordata, Mammalia, Diprotodontia, Phalangeridae.
AUGUGUGACAGAAAUAGUGGAAGAAGGCUCCGGCAGUGGCUGAUUGAACAAAUUGACAGUAAUAUGUAUCCUGGGCUCAUCUGGGAAAAUGAGGAGAAAAGCAUGUUUCGGAUUCCUUGGAAACAUGCCGGCAAGCAGGAUUAUAAUCAGGAGGUGGAUGCUUCCAUUUUCAAGGCCUGGGCAGUUUUUAAAGGAAAGUUUAAAGAAGGGGACAAAGCUGAACCAGCCACUUGGAAGACUAGGUUACGCUGUGCAUUGAACAAGAGUCCAGAUUUUGAGGAGGUGACAGAUCGAUCCCAACUGGACAUUUCUGAGCCGUACAAAGUUUACCGCAUAGUUCCUGAAGAGGAGCAAAAAUGCAAAAUAGGAAUGGCGAACAGCAGCACGGUGAAUGAAGUCCCUGACAUGAAUUGCGGUCGGUCUGAAAUAGAGGAUCUGAUGAAAGAGCCCUUGGUAGAUGAAUACCUUGGCAUAAUCAAAAGGAGUCCUUCACCCCAGGAGGCCUGUAGGAGCCAACCAAUUCCAGACUGGUGGAUACAGCAAUCUAGCACAGCCAUACCCUUGAUGACUGGGUACCCUGCUUAUGAGUCUCCACAUUCAGCUUACUCCCAGAUGAUGAUAAGCUUUUAUUAUGGAGGCAAACUAGUGGGCCAUACCACCACCACUUACCCUGAGGGCUGCCGGAUCUCCCUGAGCCUGCCGCCUCAGAACCUAGAGAAGAUGUAUGGCCCUGAAAGCUUGGAGCAUAUUCGCUUCCCACCGGCAGACAUCAUCCAAAAUGACCGUCAGAAGCAGGUCACCAAGAAACUGUUUGGCCACUUGGAGCGAGGAGUCCUUUUACACAGCAACAAAAAUGGUGUCUUCAUCAAGAGAUUGUGCCAAGGGAGAGUCUUCUGCAGUGGGAACUCCAUGAUGUUUAAGGACAGGCCCAACAAAUUGGAACGGGAUGAAGUGGUCAAGAUUUUUGACACAAACCAGUUUUUCAGGGAACUGCAGCAGUUUUACAACAACCAAAGUCAGCUUCCUGACAGCCAAGUGAUGCUAUGCUUUGGAGAAGAGUUCCCCGACAUGGCUCCAUUGCGCUCCAAACUCAUCCUCGUUCAGGUGGAGCAGCUCUAUGUACGGCAGCUGAGGGAGGAGGCCAGAAAAAACUGCAGCAAUGCUCUCAUGCUCCAGCCUCCAGAGGAUAUAGGCCAGCCUGAUCAGGUCUUCAGAUUCCAGGAUAUCUGUGGACCCCAUCAAAGGCCCUUUUUUAGGGAAAAUCAGCAGAUAACUGUCUAGAGAACCCUUGUGCCUUUCUCUCAUCCCACUGGGCCCAACCUCUCACUCCAUUUUCCAUUGUUGUAGUAUUAAUAAUACUGUUCUAGGGAUCUUUUUUGGAGGCAGGAGGGUUCUGUGGGAAAUUCAUCUGGGGGGAACUAUUCUGAUCAGGUCCUUUAUAAACCAAGGGUCUUGAAAAGGUGAAGUUUGAAAGAGAAGUGGGGUCACCUCUCUAACCAUUCAUUGACGUAUUUUGGUAACUGGGACAGGCCUGUCCCGAUUUAUAGAUAUUGUAAAGUGAAUCUACUAUUUUCUGCAUUUGGUUUGAUUGUCAUUUGCACUGAUUUUUUUUUCUACCGUCCACAUCUUGAGAUUACUGGUAUUUCCAGUGUUUGGGCAUUGACGUACAAAUAUUCGUGGUCGGUAGCCUACAUAGUUCAAUGAACAGAGCAAAGCACUUGGUCAGGAAGACCUGAAUUAAAACCCUGCCUCAGAUACUAACUAUGUGACCCUGGGUGGGGACUUGACCUUCCUCAGCCUGUUUCCUAGUCAAAUGGGGCUCCUAUAGCACCUACCUCAUGUGUUGUGAGGUUCGCAGGAGAUAAUGUAGAAAGUUGUUUGUGAGCUAUGUAGACGCUUGUGUUUAAGCUCUUUAUUAUUACCAGUGAAUAGCUGAGGAAGACACUUGGGUGAAUGUCAGCCACGUCUUCAUCCUUUUAUUUCAGUUUCAUUCAAGAAACAAGCCUUCAUGAAGUGCCUCUUAGGGGUAAGGCACUGGCACUGGGCUCUGGGAAUACCAAAACAUUCUAAUAUACAGUCCAAACAGCUCCUGCCUUCAAGGGGUUUACAUUCUCCAUUAGUUAAAACCAUAGACUCGCAGCUGCCCACGCUGCUUUCUGGAUUGAAGUGCCUUAUUAUUUUUAAAGCAUUUUUAUAGGGAUUUUAGAUUUUUCAGACACUAGCCCUGCCAUGACAAAAGAUUGUUGGAACUUCAGUAGAAAGUGGGUCUGACCCGGCAUGAAGUGACAUGGAUUCUAAUGUCGGCUCUUGGCUUUGCUCUUAACCAGCUGCCUGCCGUUAGACAACUUACUUCCCUUCAUUUUUUUUUAAGAGGGAAG